This is a messenger RNA of Manduca sexta (tobacco hornworm), 4743 nucleotides long. RefSeq names its product cationic amino acid transporter 2. Gene Ontology annotation, cellular component: plasma membrane. The record is from RefSeq and is a predicted model, not a curated record. Gene Ontology annotation, molecular function: amino acid transmembrane transporter activity. The transcript is spliced from 14 exons. Lineage: Eukaryota; Metazoa; Arthropoda; Insecta; Lepidoptera; Sphingidae. Gene Ontology annotation, biological process: amino acid transport; transmembrane transport. The coding region runs from base 216 to 2141 and encodes 641 amino acids.
ACUAAAAAACUCGGCUUGUCAGUGUCAAACGUCAAGUCAAACACAUUUUUGAAUGCAUUGUAGCCUUUUAUUUCGAAUAUUUUAUUAUUAAAUGUGAUACUAGUGAAUAAGUAGUGUAUAAAAUAUAAUUUAAUUUAUACUCUAUGUGAGAAUAAAAUUAAUUCCAAACUUGAUAUGUGAAUAGGUUAUGUGCAUAAGAGUCUAUUUUGGAAAAAAUGUCCUUUCCGAGUGAAGGUGGUAUAGGAAACUAUGAGAGCGUGCGAGGUUUCGGAGAUAGAAGCAACUCGGUGAGAAAAGCGUAUCAAGAUGGUGGCAUCAAAGCAGGUGCAUCGCGCGCAGUCAACCUCGCCUACCGAGUGCUAUCUCGCCGUAAGGCGGCCGAGGAAGGUGCCGCACGUCUCGCCAGGGUACUGUCAGCGCUUGACCUUACCGCCCUGGGUGUAGGCAGCACUCUUGGUGUCGGAGUGUAUGUGUUAGCGGGAGAUGUUGCGAAGAAUUACGCAGGACCUGCUGUUAUACUGUCGUUCUUGCUGGCCGCUGUUGCUAGUGUUUUUGCUGGUUUGUGUUACGCGGAGUUCGGAGCGCGCGUACCCAAAGCGGGCAGCGCGUACGUGUACAGCUAUGUGUGUGUGGGCGAGUUCAUCGCGUUCAUCAUCGGAUGGAAUCUCAUACUAGAAUACAUUAUUGGUGCAGCGUCAGUAGUGAAGGCGCUGAGCGAGUACCUGGACUCGCUGCUGAACAAGGCGAUAUCGACGCACCUGGAGGCCGCCAUGCCGCUCGACUCGCCGCACCUGGCGAGAUAUCCGGAUAUAUUCGCGUUCGCUGUCAUCAUGGUGUUUUCUGUCGCGCUGGCGUUCGGUGUUAAAGAAUCGACAAAAUUUAACAACUUGUGCACAGGCGUCAAUCUGUGUGUUGUUCUGUUCGUCAUUAUAUCUGGUUCUUUUAAAGCCGACACGAAGAACUGGAGGAUACCAGAGUCUGAAGUGCCCAAGUCGGAGACGAAGGACUUCGGUACGGGCGGGUUCGCGCCGUACGGACUCGCCGGCAUCAUCAAGGGCGCGGCCGUCUGCUUCUACGGGUUCAUCGGGUUCGACUGCGUGGCGACGGCGGGCGAGGAGGCGCGGCGGCCGCAGAAGAGCAUCCCCUUCGCGGUCGUGGCGUCGCUGCUCGUCGUGUUCCUCGCCUACUGCGGCGUCUCCUCCGUGCUCACGCUCAUGAUACCCUACUACAUGCAGGACGAGAAAGCCCCGUUCCCGUACGUGUACGACCGUCUCGGCUGGACGUGGGCCAAGUACGCAGUCAGCGUCGGCGCCAUCUGUGCGCUAUGCUCCAGUCUGCUAGGCGCGGUGUUUCCUCUCCCGCGCAUCAUCUACGCGAUGUCGUCGGACGGGCUGCUGUUCAAGUUCCUCGGCCGCGUCAGCGAGCGGUUCCAGACACCACUCAUCGGCACCAUCAUCGCUGGACUCUUCACUGGAACCCUCGCCAUGAUAUUCGAGUUGGAGCAGCUCAUCCACAUGAUGUCGAUUGGGACUCUGCUAGCGUACUCCAUGGUCGCGUCCUGCGUGCUGCUGCUCAGGUACGAGAGGACGACGGCUCACAAGGCGGCCGAGCCGCUGAACUUGACGCUGCGGUCGGGCUUCAGGCAGAUCUUCAACGCGGACAAACAUCUCGCUCCCACGCCACUCAGCUCCGCCAUGGUCACCGUGCUCGUGUCUUUGUAUGGUGUAUGGUGCUUCGUGAUGAUGCUGAGCAUCAACCAGUACGGCGAGGAGAUCCUGUCGGGCCGGCCGGGACCCAUCGCUCUCCUCUCUACGGGAACUCUGCUAGUUCUGGUUACGCUAUAUGCUAUAUCAAGGCAACCUGUCUCGGAGAAAAAGCUUGCUUUCUCUGUGCCGCUGGUUCCGUGGCUGCCCGGCAUCAGCAUCCUGAUCAACGUGUACCUGAUGCUCAACCUCGACUACAUGACCUGGAUAAGGUUCGCUGUGUGGAUAGCGGCGGGGCUCCUAAUCUACUUCACGUACGGCGCAUGGCACAGCUCCGAGCGGCGUCGAACCCUGGACUCGGUCCAGCUUGCAGACCUUCACAAUGACAGCCACACCGCCCUGCUCAACCACAACGGUCGCACUCAGCAACACGACUGACAGAGGGAGACAGAAGACGGCGGUGCUGACGAGAGCGAGCGAGAAGACGCUAAUAUCGUCAGCCCGAGUAGCACGGUGAUAUCUUUUGUUUCUAGUAUUUAGUGUUUGGACCCGAUGGCUGUUUUUGAUAUGUGGACCUGUUUUAGUAUUGAAUAAUGGAGUAGUCAUGGAUUCUGUUAGUUACAGAUAAAGGAAACUUUUUAAUAUUAUUUGACAAGGAUUGUAUAAAUUUACUAGAACUUGAAUGAUCAUUUUUACAAAUUGAUUUGAAAUAGAAGAUAGAAUUGAAUGGACGAAAAUUGUGUGUGACAAGACACAAUAUCGGUAGAUUAGGUUUUCUGACAAAUUUUCUUAGGCAACAGAUGACGGACAAUAUGUUGGCGAGCAUGACGCGCGUCACGACGUUAAUAUAGUAAUAAAUAAAAUCAGUCCUGUAUUAUAUACUGUCCCACUGCUGGGCAGUGGGCACGGUUCUCCUCUAUUACUUAGAGGACGUAGGGCUCAGUCCACCACGCUGGCCUAUUGCGGAUUGGUCACAACGUUAUCAUCUGAAAAUCAUGUCAUUACCUGUGCGUCUAAGUUGCAGUUGAAUUGUUGAACUCACAUGACUUUAUUUUAAUGGUUUGAUGACAUCGUCUCAAUAUUGUAUGUUUGCUUAUUUUAUUUGCAUUUAUUUUGAUUUUGCUUUUUAAUCUCGAAUAGUUGUACUUAAAUAUGUUAACUGCUAAUUUGAAAAUUCGUAAUUUUGUUCAGAUCUAUAAAACAAUAUUAUUUUUAAUAAACAUUGUAUGUGUCCAAAGUGAUUACUAAUAUUGGCCACGUUUUUAAAAACUAGUUUUCUUUUUUAAAUAGAUCCCGAAUAUUAUGUUAUUUUUAAGAAUCUCCAGUGUUCCUUUUAUUGUAUUACGCCAAAGUAUUUUUAGAUUUGUGUGCUUUUUAUGUUUAUAAUGUAAUUUUAUUUGGAAUGAGUUGUUGACUUUAUUAUUUUAUUUGAUUAUUCAUUAUAUUUAUAAAAUAAGUUUUAUUUAGAUAUGAGUUCAAUUGUGUAAUAAGUAAGGUACUUAAAUACAUUUGUAGAGAUCGAGGGAUGCAAUGUCUAAGAUUAACAUUAUAUUUGGUGUGCAUUGUACUUGCCAUCAGAAGUAGUGUACGUUAUCACGAUAAUAAUGUAUGUGUUUUGGUUGGUCAAACUUGGAAAUAAAUGGUCAAUACUAUAUAUUGGCUUACCAGAAAAAUAGAAAACCUCCGUAUGUUGUGGUAAAUUAUGGAAUAAUUCAUUGUGCUGACAUUAACUUUAAAAUGGAAAAGCAAAACUGGCGGAUGCAAAGCAGGUUUAUUAUUCUCCUGGUCAGGUUAUAACUCAUGGACCAUAAAUUAUUUUUUAUCGAAGUUUUGUCCCUCAAUAUAUGGACUGCGCUGUAAACCGUGCAGUCACUGGACCUUGUAAAAUGCGGCUUAGGUAUGUGUUGGAUUUGUGUGAAUAACAGUAUUAGUAGAGCUGUUCCGGGCUGUCAGACAGCCAUGAUAAUUCCUAUAAUCAUGUGAUUAACACGUAUGGACUUAGUGCGUAGACUUAUAAAAAUUGUGUAUGUAUAACUCUUCUAAACAUAUCUGACUACAUUAGAUCGUAUUGUAUUUAAUGUAAGGUCAGGGUCUAUAGAGGCGAAUCUACGUCUAAAUCUUCUUGCAAGCACGGUUGUUCUAUUCGAAGGACAGUUUCAAAAAAUCCCAGAUUUACCUAUUUACGGCCAUCAAAGUGGUCCUUCGAUUAGAAAUACCUGUAAUUGCCCCCAUAGAUGGAAUAGGGGCCCUGACUAUAUUUUUUUGUCUGUAAACCAUUGAUAUUUAUGUAAUAUUACUUAUUAUUUUCUUCAAUUAUAAUUUUUUUUAAGUUUUGCCUGAUUUAUCUUUCUUAAUCAACCUAGAUUGGUUUAUAGUAGCUUAUUGAUACUGAGCAGAUGAAAGCAUAAAUGUACACAAUUUUUAUAUCUUAUAUAUAUGUCAUUUAUCAUUGUAUUCGUUUCGUUGCAGUCACACUGCUUUUUAAAUGUGUAUUGUGCACUUAUGAUAAAGCGUACUUUUGUUUUUUAUAUUAAUUUAGAUUAACGGUCGAUUCCAAUAAACAUUCUGAUUGGUACUUAAUAACCCAAUUAUAAAGACAGUAAGCAUGUCAAACUAUUUUGAUUGGCCCAUUAGUUAUGAAUCCAACAGUGGAGUCUAAGAUCAGUUAUAGGAAUCGGCCAAUAGUUGAUACGUAAGGGUAUCACAGUAUUUGACCAAAAAUGUGGUCAAUGCAUGAAAUAACCGCUGAUAAAUAUGUUUUGCGUAGCGAUAUGUAUGUGGCAAAAAGUAGGUACAAUUUGUUAAAACUAAUAGAUGUAAAAAACUAGAAUAGAAUUGUAAUUUCUAAAAUAUUUAUAAUGUAUUUGUUUACUAAAAUCAAGUUUUUUUUGUAAUUGUCAGGGAUUCUGUUUCCUCAUUAUUAUAUUGUUCUUUUUUCAUAGGUUCUUAAAUUUGUGAGAUAGGAUUUUGAAUUAUGUUCAUAAAUUGCUCGGUUAUUACGUGCUUUGACCGAAUCCAAAUAAAAGCUUUGUUUAAAUCA